Molecule: messenger RNA, 1296 nt
Organism: Sycon ciliatum
Lineage: Eukaryota; Metazoa; Porifera; Calcarea; Leucosolenida; Sycettidae
Product: splicing factor U2AF 35 kDa subunit-like protein
Exons: 1
Coding region: 125-814 (229 amino acids)
Biological process (GO): mRNA splicing, via spliceosome
Cellular component (GO): spliceosomal complex; U2AF complex
Molecular function (GO): pre-mRNA 3'-splice site binding; metal ion binding
Source: RefSeq, a predicted model, not a curated record
UCUUUUUUCUUACGUUCGAACAUUGCUUCAGCUUUGAAAAUUGUUGUCAUUAUUUUUAGCUUGCAUCAGACUCACUUCUUCUUCUGGUACAGUGUAUUUGUAGAGGUAUCCACCCACUGGGAAGAUGGGAUCUGAAUAUCUUGCCUCCAUCUUUGGAACUGAGAAGGACAAAGUGAACUGCUCAUUUUAUUACAAAAUUGGAGCCUGCCGCCAUGGAGAUAGAUGCUCUCGUCUUCACAACAAACCAACAUUUAGUCAGACUAUCCUCCUGGUCGGAAUGUAUCGGAAUCCAGCUAAUCCGACCCAAUUUCCGGAGGGCAUUAAAGGAGAUAUGACAGAAGAUGAGCUCCAGGAGCACUUUGACAAUUUCUUCGAGGACGUCUUCACAGAAUUAGAGACGAAGUAUGGGGAGAUAGAGGAGAUGAAUGUGUGCGAUAACCUUGGUGAUCAUUUGGUUGGGAAUGUCUACUGUCAGUUUGUGGAUGAAGAGGCGGCGGAGAAAGCAGUGACGGGCCUGAAUAAUCGCUGGUACGAAGGGAGACCAAUCAUGGCAGAGCUGUCUCCUGUGACAGAUUUCAGAGAAGCAUGUUGCCGGCAGUACGAGAUGGGAGAGUGCACGCGUGGUGGCUUCUGCAACUUCAUGCACUUGAAGCCCAUCUCGAGAGACCUCCGCCGACGGCUGUAUGGAAAGCGAAGGCGGCGAGCACGCACCCCACCCCGUGAUCGUGGUGACCGUGGUGGUGACCGUGGCGGCGACCGUGGCGGAGAUCGCGACCGACAUGACAGGAGAGGAUCCUCUUCAAGGAGACGAUGAUCUUCACGAAUUGUUGCAACGAGACUUUGUACCAUCCACUCCAAGCACGGCUCUUUUAUUAUUUUUUCUCUUCAUUUGCUUUUACUCCUUACGUGAGCUGUGUGAAUGCUGUGUGUUUUUCAGCACGUGUAAAAAAUAUACUGUCUUCAAAUGUAGUCCAUGACUUUGCUUUGCCAUGUCCAGCUACUGCCCAUGAAAUUUGUUAGUCUUAGUGUUUACCAACUCUCUUGCAUUGUCGAUACACUGUGCUGUGAAACGAUUGAUGUGCUGCGGUACGUUGUGUGCGACCAAUGAGAUUAUGACUGUGUAGAUGAAUACCAUGCUUACAUGCAGGAAUUAUACAUCAUGCAAGGUUGUGUAUGAUCCUAGCAGAGCGCGUGUUUCUACCUAUAGAAAUAGAGCUGCGCCCUGUUUUUUUUGGAGUUGUAUUGGUCUAAAGCUCAAAUGAACAUGAUGCCGGCAGCAUUGUUUUGCCACUGUUU